GCGACUGUAGAUGUCAGGCUUUGCCCGGGGAGCGGAGCGGCGGCGGGGCUGUGAGUUUCAAAUUAACCUUCCGCUUUGUUGCUGUGUAAUGUGGAUCCCCGAAGGCCCCCCGCCCCGCCCGCCCCCCUUCCCCCGGCAGUGCGCGCUGCAAACUGCGAGUUGAGCUUCAUUUACAUAAAGCGAUUCCGGGCGGGCGGGCGGCCGAGCCGGCGGCGGGCAGGCCGGGGACAGGGGCGCGAGCGCCUCGCCCCGUGGGUGAAUCCCCGCUGAACGCCCGGGGACCCUCCCUCCUGGGGAGGGACGACUGCCGUCUCCGGCCACCAUCAUGAGCCCCUCUCCCCUGCCUGCGGCACCCUUGCACCUAGGCAGAGCCACCUCGGAGCCCCGGGGGCAGCGGGAGGUGGGCAGAAUGCCUCCGGGGGUGGGUAAGUUUGGGGCUCGGAUGCCGCUGGAAUUUCCCACUGUCGCGCACGCAGCGGCCCCCAGACCUGCAAGUGCCUCCUCUCUCCGGAGGUGUGCGGAGCCUUUGUAUGCCAGGUCCGAUCCGUACUGGGUGCAAUGAAAGCUCCACGCAGGCCUUACCAUGGAAGGCUGUGACUCGCCUGUCGUCUCGGGGAAGGACAAUGGGUGCAGUAUCCCUCAGCACCAGCAAUGGACUGAACUCAACAGCACCCACCUCCCCGACAAACCCAGUGGCAUGGAGCAGUCCACAAGCGAGAACCACGGGCCCCUGGACAGCCUGAGGGCCCCGUUCAAUGAGCGCCUCACGGAGAGCACCGCCUCGGCCGGCCCCACCGCCGAGCCCGCUGGCAAGGAGGUCAGCUGCAACGAAUGCUCGGCCUCCUUCGCCAGCUUACAGACCUAUAUGGAGCACCACUGCCCCAGCACGCGCCCCCCGCUGCCCCUGAGAGAGGACAGCGGGAGCGACACCAGUGAGGAGGGGGACGAGGAGAGUGAUGUGGAGAACCUGGCUGGGGAGAUAGUCUACCAGCCGGAUGGCUCGGCCUACAUUGUCGAGAGCCUGAGCCAGCUGACCCAAAGCGGGGGCGCCUGUGGCAGUGGCAGUGGGCCUCUCCCUUCGCUCUUUCUGAACUCUCUCCCCGGUGUGGGGGGCAAACAAGGGGACCCUUCUUGUGCUGCACCAGUCUACCCACAGAUCAUCAACACUUUCCACAUAGCCUCAUCCUUCGGGAAAUGGUUUGAGGGCCCAGACCAGGCUUUCCCGAAUACCUCAGCCCUGACGGGGCUCAGCCCUGUCCUGCACAGCUUCCGCGUUUUUGACGUGCGACACAAAAGCAACAAGGAUUACCUGAACAGCGACGGCUCUGCCAAAAGCUCCUGCGUAUCCAAAGAUGUUCCCAACAAUGUGGACCUGUCCAAAUUCGAUGGCUUUGUGCUUUACGGCAAGAGGAAGCCCAUCCUGAUGUGUUUCUUGUGCAAACUGUCCUUUGGGUACGUCCGUUCCUUCGUGACCCACGCGGUGCACGACCAUCGAAUGACCCUGAGUGAGGACGAGCGGAAAAUUCUUAGCAAUAAGAACAUCUCCGCUAUCAUCCAAGGGAUUGGCAAAGACAAGGAACCCCUUGUAAGUUUUCUGGAACCAAAAAACAAAAACUUUCAACACCCUUUAGUUUCCACAGCUAACCUCAUAGGCCCCGGACACAGUUUUUAUGGUAAAUUUAGUGGCAUUCGAAUGGAAGGGGAGGAGGCUCUCCCAGCUGGCUCUGCUGCUGGCCCUGAGCAGCCCCAGGCUGGUAUCUUGACCCCCAGCACCCUCUUGAACCUUGGCGGGCUCACCAGCUCGGUCCUGAAGACCCCCAUUACCUCAGUCCCCCUGGGGCCUCUGGCCUCCAGUCCUACCAAAUCCUCAGAGGGCAAGGACUCUGGGGCAGCAGCAGGAGAAAAGCAAGAAGUGGGUGAUCCGGAUUGCUUCUCCGAGAAAGCAGAGCCAGCUGAGGAGGAGGUGGAGGAGGAAGAGGAGGAAGAAGAGGCAGAGGAGGAGGAGGAAGAGGAAGAGGAGGAAGAGGAGGAGGAAGAAGACGAGGGUUGCAAAGGACUCUUUCCGAGUGAGUUGGACGACGAACUGGAGGACAGGCCCCACGAGGAGCCUGGGGCCGCGGCAGGUAGUAGCAGCAAAAAGGACCUUGCUCUCUCAAACCAAAGCAUUUCUAACUCCCCCUUAAUGCCUAAUGUGCUCCAGACCCUGUCGAGGGGCGCAGCUUCUACUAGUUCUAAUUCUGCUUCUUCCUUUGUUGUCUUUGAUGGUGCGAACAGGAGGAAUCGUUUAAGCUUUAACAGUGAGGGCGUCAGGGCCAAUGUGGCAGAGGGCGGCAGGAGGCUGGACUUUGCUGACGAAAGUGCCAAUAAAGACAAUGCCACAGCACCAGAACCAAAUGAAAGCACAGAGGGCGAUGAUGGGGGCUUUGUCCCUCAUCACCAGCAUGCUGGCUCCCUCUGCGAGCUUGGGGUUGGGGAGUGCCCCUCGGGGAGCGGUGUGGAGUGCCCCAAAUGUGACACGGUCCUGGGCUCCUCCCGCUCGCUGGGUGGCCACAUGACCAUGAUGCAUUCUCGUAACUCGUGUAAGACACUCAAGUGCCCCAAGUGCAACUGGCACUAUAAGUACCAGCAGACACUGGAGGCGCACAUGAAGGAGAAGCACCCGGAGCCGGGGGGCUCCUGUGUCUAUUGUAAAAGUGGGCAGCCCCACCCUCGGUUGGCACGAGGUGAGAGCUACACGUGUGGUUACAAGCCUUUCCGCUGUGAGGUGUGUAACUACUCCACAACUACCAAAGGCAACCUCAGUAUUCAUAUGCAGUCCGACAAGCAUCUCAACAACAUGCAGAACCUGCAGAACGGAGGCGGGGAGCAGGUCUUCAGCCACACCGCUGGGGCGGCAGCGGCGGCAGCCGUGGCCGCCGCCGCUGCGGCCAAUAUCAGCAGCUCCUGCGGGGCCCCCUCGCCCACAAAACCAAAAACCAAACCCACCUGGCGGUGCGAGGUGUGCGAUUACGAAACCAACGUGGCGAGGAACCUCCGUAUCCACAUGACCAGCGAGAAGCACAUGCACAACAUGAUGCUGCUGCAGCAGAACAUGACCCAGAUCCAACACAACCGCCACCUGGGCCUCAGCGGCCUGCCCUCGCCCGCCGAGGCCGAGCUUUACCAAUACUACCUGGCCCAGAACUUGAACCUGCCCAACCUGAAGAUGGACAAUGCUGCCUCGGACGCCCCGUUCAUGAUGAGUGGAUUCCAGCUGGAUCCCUCGGGGCCCAUGGCCGCCAUGACGCCUGCUCUAGUGGGCGGUGAGAUCCCCCUAGACAUGCGUCUCGGGGGCGGGCAGCUGGUGUCGGAGGAGCUGAUGAACCUGGGCGAGAGCUUCAUCCAGACCAAUGACCCGUCGCUGAAGCUCUUCCAGUGUGCCGUCUGCAACAAGUUCACCACCGACAACCUGGACAUGCUGGGGCUGCACAUGAAUGUGGAGCGCAGCCUCCCUGAGGAUGAGUGGAAGGCCGUGAUGGGGGACUCGUACCAGUGCAAGCUCUGCCGCUACAACACCCAGCUCAAGGCCAACUUCCAGCUGCACUGCAAGACAGAUAAGCACGUGCAGAAGUACCAGCUGGUGGCCCACAUCAAGGAGGGGGGCAAAGCCAACGAGUGGCGGCUCAAGUGCGUGGCCAUCGGCAACCCCGUCCACCUCAAGUGCAACGCCUGCGACUACUACACCAACAGCUUGGAGAAGCUGCGGCUGCACACGGUCAACUCCAGGCACGAGGCCAGCCUGAAGUUGUACAAGCACCUGCAGCAGCAUGAGAGCGGCGUGGAAGGCGAGAGCUGCUACUACCACUGUGUCCUGUGCAACUACUCUACCAAGGCCAAGUUGAACCUCAUUCAGCACGUGCGCUCCAUGAAGCACCAGCGCAGCGAGAGCCUGCGCAAGCUGCAGCGGCUGCAGAAGGGCCUCCCGGAGGAGGAUGAGGACCUGGGGCAAAUCUUCACCAUCCGCAGGUGCCCCUCCACUGACCCAGAAGAAGCCGUUGAAGAUGUUGAAGGGCCCAGUGAAGCGGCUGCUGAUCCAGAGGAGGUUGCUAAAGACCAAGAGAGUGGAGGCGAGAAGGACCAGGGCAAGUGGACAGCAUCGUCCAGCCAAGCAGAAAAGGAGCUGACAGAUUCUCCUGCAACCUCCAAACGCAUCUCCUUCCCAGGUAGCUCGGAGUCUCCUCUCUCUUCGAAGAGACCAAAAACAUCGGAAGAGACCAAAGCGGAGCAGAUGUACCAGUGUCCCUACUGCAAGUACAGCAGCGCGGACGUGAACCGGCUGCGCGUGCACGCCAUGACACAGCACUCGGUGCAGCCCUUGCUGCGCUGCCCGCUGUGCCAGGACAUGCUCAGCAACAAGACCCACCUGCAGCUGCACCUCACACACCUGCACAGCGUGGCACCCGACUGCGUGGACAAGCUCAUUAUGACGGUGACCACCCCUGAGAUGGUGAUGCCCAGCAGCAUGUUUCUCCCAGCGGCUGUUCCAGAUCGAGAUGGGGGCUCCAAUGUGGAGGAGACAGGAAAGCAGCCUGAAACCUCAGAGGAUCUUGGAAAGAACAUCUUACCCUCUGUGAGCACAGAGCCCAGUGGAGAUCUGAAGCCCUCUCCUGCUGACCCAGGCUCUGUGAGAGAAGACUCGGGCUUCCUGUGCUGGAAGAAGGGAUGCAACCAGGUUUUCAAAACUUCUGCCGCUCUUCAGACACACUUCAACGAGGUUCACGCCAAGAGGCCUCAGCUGCCCGUGUCCGAUCGCCACGUGUACAAGUACCGCUGUAAUCAGUGCAGCCUGGCUUUCAAGACCAUUGAGAAGCUGCAGCUCCAUUCUCAGUACCACGUGAUCAGAGCGGCCACCAUGUGCUGUCUUUGUCAGCGCAGUUUCCGAACUUUCCAGGCUCUGAAAAAACACCUUGAGACGAGCCACCUGGAGUUGAGUGAGGCUGACAUCCAGCAGCUUUAUGGUGGCCUUCUGGCCAAUGGGGACCUCCUGGCAAUGGGAGACCCCACCCUGGCAGAGGACCACACCAUAAUCGUUGAGGAAGACAAGGAGGAAGAGAGUGACCUGGAAGAGAAGCAGAGCCCAACGGGCAGUGACUCUGGGUCUGUACAAGAAGACUCGGGCUCAGAACCAAAGAGAGCUCUGCCUUUCAGAAAAGGCCCCAACUUCACCAUGGAGAAAUUUCUAGACCCUUCUCGCCCUUACAAGUGUACUGUCUGCAAGGAAUCCUUCACUCAGAAGAACAUCCUGCUAGUACACUAUAAUUCUGUCUCCCACCUGCAUAAGUUAAAGAGAGCCCUUCAAGAAUCAGCAACUGGUCAGCCAGAACCCACCAGCAGCCCCGACAAUAAACCCUUUAAGUGUAACACUUGUAAUGUGGCCUACAGCCAGAGCUCCACCUUGGAGAUCCACAUGAGGUCUGUGCUGCAUCAAACCAAGGCCCGGGCAGCCAAGCUGGAGGCUGCAAGUGGCAGUAGCAAUGGGACCGGGAACAGCAGCAGCGUCUCCCUGAGCUCCUCCACCCCAAGUCCUGUGAGCACCAGUGGCAGUAACACCUUUACCACCACCAACCCAAGCAGUGCUGGCCUCGCUCCGAGCUCCAGCUUACUGAGCCAAGUGCCCACUGAAAGUGUAGGGAUGCCGCCCCUGGGAAAUCCCAUCAGUGCCAACAUCACUUCCCCUCCAGAGCCCAAGGAGGCCAAUCGGAAGAAGCUGGCAGAUAUGAUUGCAUCGAGGCAGCAACAGCAGCAGCAACAGCAGCAGCAGCAACAACAAGCACAGACACUGGCCCAGGCCCAAGCUCAGGUUCAAGCUCACCUGCAGCAGGAGCUGCAGCAGCAGGCUGCCCUGAUCCAGUCGCAGCUGUUCAACCCCACCCUCCUUCCUCACUUCCCCAUGACCACCGAGACCCUGCUACAGCUGCAGCAGCAGCAGCAUCUCCUCUUCCCCUUCUACAUCCCCAGCGCAGAGUUCCAGCUCAACCCCGAGGUCAGCCUGCCGGUGACCAGUGGGGCACUGACACUGACUGGGGCGGGCCCGGGCCUCCUGGAAGACCUGAAAGCUCAGGUUCAGAUCCCACAGCAGAGCCACCAGCAGAUCCUGCAGCAGCAGCAGCAGAGCCAGCUUUCUUUGUCCCAGAGUCACUCUGCCCUCCUACAGCCAAGCCAGCACCCUGAAAAGAAAAACAAACUGGUCAUCAAAGAAAAGGAAAAAGAAAGCCAGAGAGAGAGGGAUGGUGCCGAAGCGGGGGAGGGCAGCACAGGACCAAAGGAGUCUCUGCCAGAUGCCUUGAAGGCCAAGGAGAAGAAAGACUUGGCACCAGGGGGCAGUUCUGAGCCUUCCAUGCUUCCUCCGCGCAUCGCCUCAGAUGCCAGGGGGAACGCCACCAAGGCCUUGCUGGAGAACUUUGGCUUCGAGCUGGUCAUUCAGUACAACGAGAACAAACAGAAGGUGCAGAAGAAGAAUGGGAAGACCGAGCAGGGAGAGAAUCUGGAAAAGCUGGAGUGUGACUCCUGUGGCAAAUUGUUUUCCAACAUCUUGAUUUUAAAGAGUCAUCAAGAGCAUGUUCAUCAAAAUUACUUUCCCUUUAAACAGCUGGAGAGGUUUGCCAAGCAGUACAGAGAGCACUACGAUAAACUGUACCCUCUGAGGCCCCAGACCCCAGAGGCGCCGCCACCUCCCCCUCCACCCCCUCCACCCCCGCUUCCGGCGGCACCGCCUCAGCCUGCUUCCACGCCAGCCAUCCCUGCGUCCGCGCCGCCCAUCACUUCGCCUACAAUCGCACCGGCCCAGCCCUCAGUUCCGCUCACCCAGCUCUCCAUGCCCAUGGAGCUGCCCAUCUUCUCGCCACUGAUGAUGCAGACCAUGCCACUGCAGACCUUGCCGGCGCAGCUGCCCCCUCAGCUCGGACCUGUGGAGCCUCUGCCUGCCGACCUGGCCCAGCUGUACCAGCAUCAGCUCAACCCAAGCCUGCUCCAGCAGCAGAACAAGAGGCCACGUACCAGGAUCACGGAUGACCAGCUCCGAGUCCUGCGGCAGUAUUUUGACAUUAACAACUCCCCCAGUGAGGAGCAGAUCAAAGAAAUGGCUGACAAGUCCGGGUUGCCCCAGAAAGUGAUCAAGCACUGGUUCAGAAACACUCUCUUCAAAGAGCGGCAGCGUAACAAGGACUCCCCUUACAAUUUCAGCAACCCUCCCAUCACCAGCCUGGAGGAGCUCAAGAUUGACUCGCGGCCCCCUUCGCCGGAACCUCAGAAGCAGGAGUACUGGGGAAGCAAGAGGUCUUCGAGAACACGGUUCACUGACUACCAGCUGAGGGUCCUACAGGACUUCUUUGACGCCAAUGCCUACCCAAAGGACGAUGAAUUUGAGCAACUGUCUAAUUUACUGAACCUUCCAACCCGAGUCAUAGUGGUGUGGUUUCAAAAUGCCCGACAGAAGGCCAGGAAGAAUUAUGAGAAUCAGGGAGAGGGCAAAGAUGGAGAGCGGCGUGAGCUUACCAAUGAUCGGUAUAUUCGCACGAGCAACUUGAACUACCAGUGCAAAAAAUGUAGCCUGGUGUUUCAGCGCAUCUUUGAUCUCAUCAAGCACCAGAAGAAACUGUGUUACAAAGAUGAGGAUGAGGAGGGGCAGGAUGACAGCCAAAAUGAAGACUCCAUGGAUGCCAUGGAGCUCCUGACGCCCACCAGCUCCUCCUGCAGCACCCCGAUGCCCUCCCAGGCUUACAGUGCCCCAGCACCCUCAGCCAAUACAGCUUCCUCCGCUUUCUUGCAGCUUACAGCAGAGGCUGACGAACUGGCCACCUUCAGUUCAAAAACAGAGGCAAGUGAUGAGAAACCAAAGCAGGCUGAACCUCCCAGUGCACAGCCAAACCAAACCCAAGAAAAGCAAGGACAACCAAAGGCAGAGCUGCAGCAGCAAGACCAGCCCGAGCAGAAGACAAACUUGGCCCAGCAAAAGCUCCCACAGCUGACUUCCCCCCCUUCAUUACCACAGCCUCCUCAACAGGCGCCCCCUCCUCAGUGCCCCUUACCCCAGUCGAGCCCCAGUCCUUCUCAGCUCUCCCACCUGCCCCUCAAGCCCCUCCACACGUCAACUCCUCAACAGUUGGCAAACCUACCUCCUCAGCUCAUCCCCUACCAGUGUGACCAGUGUAAGCUGGCGUUUCCAUCAUUUGAGCACUGGCAGGAGCAUCAGCAGCUUCACUUCCUGAGUGCACAGAACCAGUUCAUCCACCCUCAGUUUUUAGACAGGUCACUGGAUAUGCCUUUCAUGCUAUUUGACCCUAGCAACCCUCUCCUGGCGAGCCAGCUACUCUCUGGGGCCAUACCUCAGAUCCCUGCGAGCUCGGCCACUUCUCCUUCAACCCCAACCUCCACGAUGAACACUCUGAAGAGGAAGCUGGAGGAAAAGGCCAGUGCGAGCCCCGGCGAAAAUGACAGCGGGACGGGAGGAGAAGAACCACAGAGAGACAAGCGCUUGAGGACAACUAUUACACCCGAACAGCUAGAAAUUCUCUACCAAAAGUAUUUACUGGACUCCAAUCCGACGCGAAAGAUGUUGGAUCACAUUGCGCAUGAGGUGGGCUUGAAGAAACGUGUGGUACAAGUCUGGUUUCAGAACACCCGUGCCCGGGAAAGGAAAGGACAGUUCCGGGCCGUGGGCCCAGCCCAGGCCCACAGGAGGUGCCCUUUUUGUAGAGCCCUCUUCAAAGCCAAGACUGCCCUUGAGGCUCAUAUCCGGUCCCGUCAUUGGCAUGAAGCCAAGAGAGCUGGCUACAACCUAACUCUGUCCGCAAUGCUCUUAGACUGCGAUGGGGGGCUCCAGAUGAAAGGAGAUAUUUUUGAUGGAACGAGCUUUUCCCACCUACCCCCCAGCAGUAGUGAUGGCCAAGGUGUUCCCCUCUCACCAGUGAGUAAAACCAUGGAGCUGUCUCCCAGAACGCUUCUUAGCCCAUCUUCCAUCAAGGUGGAAGGGAUCGAAGAUUUCGAAAGCCCCUCCAUGUCCUCAGUUAAUCUCAACUUUGACCAAACUAAGCUGGACAACGAUGAUUGUUCCUCUGUCAACACGGCAAUCACAGAUACCACUACCGGAGACGAGGGCAAUGCAGAUAAUGACAGUGCGACGGGAAUAGCAACUGAAACCAAAUCCUCUUCUGCGCCCAAUGAAGGGUUGACCAAAGCGGCCAUGAUGGCAAUGUCUGAAUAUGAAGAUCGGUUGUCAUCCGGUCUGGUCAGCCCAGCCCCGAGCUUUUACAGCAAGGAAUAUGACAACGAAGGUACAGUGGACUACAGUGAAACCUCAAGCCUUGCAGACCCCUGCUCCCCAAGUCCUGGUGCGAGUGGGUCAGCAGGCAAAUCUGGAGACAGCGGGGAUCGGCCCGGGCAGAAACGUUUUCGCACUCAAAUGACCAAUCUGCAGCUGAAGGUCCUCAAGUCAUGCUUUAAUGACUACAGGACACCCACCAUGCUAGAGUGUGAGGUCCUGGGCAAUGACAUUGGACUGCCAAAGAGAGUCGUUCAGGUGUGGUUCCAGAAUGCCCGGGCAAAAGAAAAGAAGUCCAAGUUAAGCAUGGCCAAGCAUUUUGGUAUAAACCAAACAAGUUACGAGGGACCCAAAACAGAGUGCACUUUGUGUGGCAUCAAGUACAGCGCUCGGCUGUCUGUACGUGACCAUAUAUUUUCCCAACAGCAUAUCUCCAAAGUUAAAGACACCAUUGGAAGCCAGUUGGACAAGGAGAAAGAAUACUUUGACCCAGCCACUGUACGUCAGUUGAUGGCUCAGCAAGAGUUGGACCGGAUUAAAAAGGCCAAUGAGGUCCUCGGACUGGCAGCUCAGCAGCCAGGGAUGUUCGACAAUGCCCCUCUUCAGGCUCUGAAUCUUCCCACAGCAUAUCCGGCGCUCCAGGGCAUUCCUCCCGUGUUGCUUCCUGGCCUCAACAGCCCCUCCUUGCCGGGUUUUACUCCAUCUAACACAGCUUUAACGUCUCCAAAACCGAACUUGAUGGGUCUGCCCAGCACAACAGUUCCUUCCCCUGGCCUCCCCACAUCUGGAUUACCAAAUAAACCGUCCUCAGCAUCGCUGAGCUCCCCGACCCCAGCACAAGCCACCAUGGCAAUGGCCCCUCAGCAAACCCCCCAACCCCAGCAGCCGCCGCCGCAGGUGCAGCCACCGCCAGCAGCCCAGCCACCACCUGCGCCACAGCCCCCGCCUCAGCAACAGCAGCGCAAGGACAAAGACAGUGAGAAGGUGAAGGAGAAGGAUAAGGCACAUAAAGGGAAAGGGGAACCCCUGCCUGUCCCCAAGAAGGAGAAGGGAGAGGCCCCCACGGCUGCUGCAGCCACCAUCUCUGCCCCGCUGCCCGCCAUGGAGUAUGCGGUGGACCCUGCGCAGCUGCAGGCCCUGCAGGCAGCCUUGACCUCGGACCCCACAGCGUUGCUCACGAGCCAGUUCCUUCCUUACUUCGUACCAGGCUUCUCUCCGUAUUAUGCCCCCCAGAUCCCUGGCGCCCUGCAGAGCGGGUACCUGCAGCCUAUGUAUGGCAUGGAAGGCCUGUUCCCCUACAGCCCCGCGCUGUCGCAGGCCCUGAUGGGGCUGUCCCCGGGCUCCCUUCUGCAGCAGUACCAGCAAUACCAGCAGAGUCUGCAGGAGGCCAUCCAGCAGCAGCAGCAGCGGCAACUGCAGCAACAGCAGCAGCAGCAGCAGAAAGUGCAGCAGCCCAAAGCAAGCCAGACCCCAGUCCCCCCGGGGGCUGCUUCCCCAGACAAAGACCCUGCCAAAGAAUCCCCCAAACCAGACGAGCAGAAAAACGCACCCCGCGAGGUGUCCCCCCUCCUGCCGAAACCCCCUGAAGAGCCAGAAGCAGAAAGCAAAAGUGCGGACUCCCUCUACGACCCCUUCAUUGUUCCAAAGGUGCAGUACAAGUUGGUCUGCCGCAAGUGCCAGGCGGGCUUCAGUGACGAGGAGGCGGCGAGGAGCCACCUGAAGUCCCUCUGCUUCUUCGGCCAGUCUGUGGUGAACCUGCAAGAGAUGGUGCUUCGCGUCCCCACGGGCGGCGGCGGCGGCGGCGGCGGCGGCAGCGGCGGUGGCGGCAGCGGCGGCGGCUCGUACCACUGCCUGGCGUGCGAGAGCGCGCUCUGUGGGGAGGAAGCUCUGAGUCAACAUCUCGAGUCGGCCUUGCACAAACACAGAACAAUCACGAGAGCAGCAAGAAACGCCAAAGAGCACCCUAGUUUAUUACCUCACUCUGCCUGCUUCCCCGAUCCUAGCACCGCAUCUACCUCGCAGUCUGCCGCUCACUCAAACGACAGCCCCCCUCCCCCGUCGGCCGCCGCCCCCUCCUCGUCCUCCGCUUCCCCCCACGCCUCCAGGAAGUCUUGGCCGCAAGUGGUCUCCCGGGCUUCGGCCGCGAAGCCCCCUUCUUUUCCUCCUCUCUCCUCAUCUUCAACGGUUACCUCAAGUUCAUGCAGCACCUCAGGGGUUCAGCCCUCGAUGCCAACAGACGACUAUUCGGAGGAGUCUGACACGGAUCUCAGCCAAAAGUCCGACGGACCGGCGAGCCCGGUGGAGGGUCCCAAAGACCCCAGCUGCCCCAAGGACAGUGGUCUGACCAGUGUAGGAACGGACACCUUCAGAUUGUAAGCUUUGAAGAUGAACAAUACAAACAAAUGAAUUUAAAUUAAAAAAAUUAAUAACAAACCAAUUUCAAAAAUAGACUAACUGCAAUUCCAAAGCUUCUAACCAAAAAAAGAAAAAAAAAGAAAAAAAGAAAAAAAAAGAAAAAGCGUGGGUUGUUUUCCCAUAUACCUAUCUAUGCCGGUGAUUUUACAUUCUUGUUUUUUCUUUUUCCUUUUAAUAUAUAAAGAAAACACCCCUUAACCCUGUUGUUACAUUGUGUCCUUUUGAAGGUACUAUUGGUCUGGGAAACACAAGUCCGCAGGGCCUCCCUAACGUCUUUGGAGCUUAAACCCCUUGUAUAUUUGCCCCUUUUCAAUAAAUGCCCCACGUUGAUAGCACAGAGGAGCCCGGCAUGCACUGUAUGGGAAAGCAGUCCACCUUGUUCCAGUUUUAAAUUUCUUGCUAUCUUAGCAUUCAGAUACCAAUGGCUUGCUAAAAGAAAAAAAGAAAUGUAAUGUCUUUUUAUUCUCAGGUCAAUCGCUCACACUUUGUUCUGUUUUCAGAAUCAUUAUUUUAUAUAUUAUUUUUUCGGUUUUUUCUUUUGUUUUUUGUUCCAGAAAAGAUUUUUUUGUUUUCUUAAUUUAAAAAAGGGCAGAAAGUAUUCGAGAAAAACAAUGUGAACUGCUUUAGCUUUCUGGGGAUUUUAAGGAUAGCUUUUCUGCUGAAGCCAAUUUCAAGAUGAAAAGUUAAGCACUCCCACUUUCAGAAAAAAAAAAAACCCACACACACAAAGAGUGUUGAGGACUCGUAGCUUAAAAAAAAUAAGUUUUAAAAACUGACUUUCUGUAUUUAUGAUAGAUAUGACCAUUUUUGGUGUUGAGUAGAUUGUUGCAUUGGAAAUGAACUGAAGCAGUAUGGUAGAUUUAAAAGGAAAAAAAAAAACCUUUUGUGUACAUUUAGCUUUUUGUAUGGUCCAGCUGACAGCUCCUCAUUUGAUGUUGUCUUGUUCAUUCCUAGCAGAUAGAUUGCAAUCCGUUGAUUCGCCUAAGCUUUUCUCCCCUUUGUCCCUUAAUUCGACUUUUCUCUUUCCUCCUCCCACCUCCCAUCCUAUAAUCUCCCACUUACGGUAGCUGCCUUCAUUUCAUAGAGGGUAGCUGCAGAAUUAUUUUAUAAAACUAAAAGAAUUUCAAAGGGUUCUAGGGGUCAUUAGGAUCCUCACAGAUUAUUUUUGGUUGGAGAGUUGAAACUUUUUAAAGGCAAAUAAUUCUAGUUACCUGUAUCUGUUAGCCUUGUGCAUUUAUUAUUAUUAUUUUUAAUUUAUCCUUCUUUUGGCUUUUCUUUUCACCCCUUCUUUUCCUCCUUGUUUGGUAGAUGCUUCAAAUAGUCUUUUCCUAAGCUAAAGCAUUUGUUUCGAUUUGUGUAAUUGGACUGUGUGCUUUUCUUUUCUAAAAAAAGGUUUUGGUUAGGGGUUUGGUUUGGUUUGUUUUGUUUUCUUUCCUCUCUCAGAAAAAGAAAUUUCAUGCUUUAAAUAAAAUCCAAAGACAUACCCUUUCACUGCUGAUGCAGAAAAAAGGGAAAGGGUUCUUGUUACUUGAGAAUUUGUUUCUGAUUUAAACAAACAAGACUUAGUUUAAUAAAAGAAAGAGUAAAACAAAAGAUUCCCAGGUUGUUAUGUGCUUCUUCUGCAAGCAGAGAGGCAACUGUUAAUGACAAUUCCAUAUACCAAAAGACACAUUUUUUACUUCAAAGUUUUGUCCUUGUGUUAGGCAGUCUGAGCGGCGAGUGAUCCAGAGCGCAGCCAACAAAGAAGCAGAUAGCAAUGUAUAGAGAGCAAAAAAGGAACCGUAUAUGAGGCACUUGUGUUUAUGUUAAUAUCUGUAUUCCUGUAACACACAACACAACGCACCAUACACCCUUUCUCAUCUUAACAAAAAAAAAAUGGUCUGAACUUUAAAAGGAAAACUUUGUGCUGCUAUAACGUAGAUUUUGGAGACAAAUAGAUGCUUUGCUGUUUCACUUUCAUAGCCAAACAUCAACAGAAACAAUCUCCCCUUGCCCCGAGAGUGUGAAAUCCUUCUCCCCUUCAUUCUCUUCCUUAUGUUUCAAAAGGGAACUUUGAAGACUGUGAAUGCAGGUUCCAUUGGUCACCUUUCGGGCUUCUUUCCCCAGUGCUGAAGCCACUCAUCGACUUUGCAAAAGACUGGAGCAUUCCAAGAUCUGAAAAUGGAUUUCUUUUUUUCUUUUUUGCCUUUUCUUUUUUAGCCGGGACUAUUUUAUUUUUAUGAAUUUGUUUUUAGUUUAAUGAAAGAGUAGAUCCUGAACUGUUGUACAUAUUUCUAACUAGGCUGAUGCACAGUGCAAAUUCCUUUUUUAAUUUUUUUAAGUAGAAAUACUAAAGAAUACCAUCUAACUAUUCAUACCAGUAUCCAGUUGUAGCAUAAGGUGUCAAAACAAGUACGCAAAACAUUUGCUGUUUUAACAAGCUAUUUUCUUUUAACAAGAAUUCUUGUAUUUCUCCCUGUGUUUGAGAUGAACAUUUUUAAAUUUUAAAGUUGUACAGUUUUUUGUUUUCCAUUAUUUUAUCAUUUGUAACUCUAUGAAAUAUAUAUAUAUUUUUUGCCAUUUAAUUGUUGUAUGUUACUCUGUGUCUGUAUCAUAUAGAAAAAAAAUUGUUUGUUUUUGGUUCUCUGUGAUACCAAUUAACAAUUUAACACUAGCUUUACCUGUCAAAUUCUGCUAGGCCUUUUCUGUAAACUUUGUUUUUAAAAAUGAUAUUGCUUGGUAAUAGUGCAAUUUCUAUCCCUUUCCUGCCCCCCCUCAACUUUAAGUUCAUUUCCUUGUAAUUUUGCCACCCCUUCCCCAAUGGUUCUCUCUCUCUCCCCUCCCCCCACCUCUCUCUUUUAAGCUACUAUGCCAUCCUCCCUCUGUGAGGCAGAGUGACUGUGUUUUGUUAUGCCAUGCCUUGACCUGUGGGUGUAUUUUGGCAACAGCAAGGUGGUUCGUUGGGUAGAUUGGCUACCACCAGUGGUCCUCAAAGGGGUUAUAUGAUUGUUUCAACCUGGUGUGGGUUGCACACUCAAUACUUUCCUCUACAACUCUACUGCCCACAUAUAUGUUCAUUCAAAAAAGAAAAAAUGAUUCUCAGCAUUAACCCAGAAGUAGCAAAGCAGUCAGUGAUGGUGAAAAUUAGAGGUCAGACAUGAGCUAGAAAAAUGUUUGUGGGCUGACAUCCACCAUGGCUGUGACAAGUAUCAUUUACAAAGCAUGAAUCCACUACAACGCUCAACUGUUUGGAUUGGUCUCAGAGAAUUUAUUCCUGUCUGCUGCUUAGUAGGUAACCGAAUAGGACAUCUCAACUCACUUUUUCAAUUAGUUCUUCACUUCCAUCGACACUUCAUAUUUUGUUUUUUGUUUUUUUUUCCCCCCCAAAUACUCCACAGUGGGGGUGGGUGCUAGACAUCAUUCAGGCAGAGCACCAUCAACCCACAGGAUGGGAGUUAUUUCAUCCGUCCUUCCAAAAGAAUCUUAAGAAGGAAACACACACACGGAAAGGUUUAAUAAAUCUAAGAAGGUUUUGUUUUGUUGUUUUUUUCUAAUUAAAAGCUAUUUAAAGAGAUGAAUGUGGCCAAAGUUUUACACAACUGAAAAUAAAGUAAAACAGAUGGCAUGUGUUUAAACCUGAGUUUAUCAGGCAUGGCAGGAAGUUGCAGGAGAGAGAGGCAGUGACCCAAGCCAGUGCACUUGAUGUUCAUGGACAUAUAUUUUUUUUAAAUAAUAAAUUAAAUUAAAACAUUUUAAAUAGAAGCAUAAAUUGAGUUGGUUGUUUGUUGGCGCUGAGAUACUGCCCACUGUGAAACAAAGCUUUGACUAGUUUUUUUUUGUUUGUUUACUUUUCAGGGGGGAGGGGGGCAAGUUUGGGUAGGAAAGAAAGCAUAAAUGAACGUGACCCUGAGGUGAAAAGGUAUAUGAACAGCCUUUGCAAUGUACAAAAAAACAAAAAACAAAAAAACAAAAAAAAAACAAAAAAAAAAAUAGAGCAAGUGAAACCAAAAAUGAUGUUCUUGGUGUUUUUCUAUAAUGUAGUCUUGUUAGCUUUUUUGUUACUGUAACAA
Molecule: messenger RNA, 15762 nt
Organism: Hipposideros armiger (great roundleaf bat)
Lineage: Eukaryota; Metazoa; Chordata; Mammalia; Chiroptera; Hipposideridae
Gene: ZFHX3
Product: zinc finger homeobox 3
Exons: 10
Coding region: 584-11674 (3696 amino acids)
Biological process (GO): regulation of transcription by RNA polymerase II; regulation of neuron differentiation
Cellular component (GO): nucleus
Molecular function (GO): RNA polymerase II cis-regulatory region sequence-specific DNA binding; DNA-binding transcription factor activity, RNA polymerase II-specific; zinc ion binding
Source: RefSeq, a predicted model, not a curated record